Pseudogymnoascus verrucosus is the source of this 3738-nucleotide messenger RNA. RefSeq lists its product as uncharacterized. The record is from RefSeq and is a predicted model, not a curated record. Bases 476 to 2890 code for a protein of 804 amino acids. Gene Ontology annotation, molecular function: zinc ion binding; DNA-binding transcription factor activity, RNA polymerase II-specific; RNA polymerase II cis-regulatory region sequence-specific DNA binding. Gene Ontology annotation, cellular component: chromatin. The transcript has 3 exons. Gene Ontology annotation, biological process: DNA-templated transcription; regulation of transcription by RNA polymerase II. Lineage: Eukaryota; Fungi; Ascomycota; Leotiomycetes; Thelebolales; Thelebolaceae.
UCCCUUCUCUCCCCCUCCUUCUUCUCCUACUUCAUUCUUCUACUUCCCCCCCUCCCUCCCUCCCCCUCAUCUACACAAAAACAUCAUCAUCAUCAUUCAUCCUCUCCUCCACCCCUCAUUAUCAUCAUCUUAACGGCACUUUGUUACUUUGCCUAUCUACUCCAUCAAUUUAUUAUACCCUCUUCAACAGACAAUACUCUCACGCUCACGCGACCGUGAUACCCCCUUCAACACUCACACUCGAACAACCACAACGAAACCCCGUCGCCCACACAAAUCCUCGAAUCUCUCGCGACAGAGACCCCUCCAUAUAGGAAUACACCCAUAUCCAUCACAGAAAUCGAUGAUUAAAAACAAUAAAGGAAUGACAAACAUACACCAACAGAAAUCCUUCACACUUUAAACGACACGCCUCAGCUCGCGUUCCGAGACGAUAUUCAACCAUCGUCUUGAAGGGUAGCAUACCAUCACAGUCAUGCCUGCCACCGCUCUGAAUCCCAUCGCGGCUUCCCCUGCCGCGGCCCGGAAGUCCUCGCUCGUCCCAGAAAAGAAGUACAAAUGCCAGUUCUGCAAUCGCGCCUUCAGCAGGAGCGAACACCGCAGCAGGCACGAAAGAUCUCACACCAAAGAACGCCCGUUCAAAUGCCUGAAGUGCAGGAGUACAUUUGUCCGUAGAGAUUUACUGCUCCGACAUGACCGAACGGUCCAUGCCAAGGACGGUGGGAUCCCCCUCCACAGCGACGUGAAGCGUAGAAAGGCACCGACGAAGUCGACUAUUGCUAUCGACACCUCCGCCCUUGAGCAGAUCGAGGCAAGCAGCGAUGGCAUGGUGGACCUCGAGACGGCGGCGAUGCUGAUGACCGAUUUGCACCACAAGGCGACGGUGGCGAUGCGAAAUGCGGGUGUUGGACCCUUCGAACAAGGACCUGGAAUGGCCUUCGCCGGAAAUGGUUCUUCCCUCAUGGAGCCGUCAGUCACCUAUCCUUCCGGUGCGAUCUCCCUGCCUCAAGUGCAGUGGGAUGCGUUUAUGCCACAGUCUGGAGCAGACCGUGGCGCGCACUCGAUCUCAUCCAGCGUCUCCGGCUCUCAAGAUUCACAACGGUCGUUCACCAGCACCAGUACUGCCCAGCCCAGCCGUCUCGGUCAGAUGCACAGUCACUCGGCGUCCGCAUGCAAUGGACUGGUACCGGCGCUGCAGGCCAUGAUCGACUCGCUUCCACCGACCGCCUCCGCGACUCCCAGACAGGCAUCGCCUCACGAUUCUCCCCGACCAGCCGGCCAACUGCAGCCUCCAAAGGCCCCUCAAGUGCUGGACGAAGAGCAGCGCACCGCGAUCCUCGACAACAUCCGCAAUGCCGAUAGCGAACGCGCCCUCGUGGAGACCUUCCGUCUGCCCAACCUGACCUCGCUGAAUAGGUAUCUGUCGACGUACUUCACCCUCUUCCACCACCACCUGCCGUUCCUGCACCCAGCAUCCUUCCGCCCAACCAAAGUCUCGCCCCCGCUCCUCUUGGCCGUCCUGUCCAUCGGUGCGCUGUACGCGUUUGACCAAGAGCAGGCUUACAUGCUGCACAUCGGCGCGAAGCUGCUUGUCAACCAGUUCCUCCAGAACAAGGAGAACUUCAGCUCAAGAAAGUGCCCUCUGUGGACGAUGCAGAGCACUUUGCUAAAUAUGGUGUUUACCAGCUGGAGCGGUGAUGCGAAGGGACUGGAGUGGGCUUGUUCGAUCAAGAGUCUGCUCGCCAACAUGGUUGCCGGAAACCGCUACGAACUGAAGCUGCGCACAGAGGCCCGUGAAGGCGCUCAACCUUCAAGAGCUGAAUGGGUUGAGGAUGAGGGCUGCAGGCGCACGUACUAUGCGGUCUACAUCUUUUUCGGUCUUCUCACGCUGACUUACAACCACACGCCAGCCAUUGGCUUCAACGAGUUCGAGGACCUUCAACUGCCGUCAACAGAGUCUCUGUGGAAUCUCAAUGUCAACGACGAUGCCUCGUGGCACGAGCACCUUAUGGAAUCGCAUGUCCCUUCGUUCAUGGAGGCGCACGACAACCUCUUCCAGGGAGAAUCAUUACGCUACAGCGCUUUCGCUACUAGAGUGAUGAUCAACGCCCUCUUCCUGGAGGUCUGGUACCACAAGCGCAGCCCCGAGGCCCUUCAAGACGUCGUCACCGAGUACAAGCUUCGCCUCGCUCUGGAGACCUGGGAGAAAUCUCUGCCACUCUGCGACUCGGAGCACGUUACGGUUUCGCUGAGCGCGCCGCACAAGGGACACCCGCUAAUCUUCAACGCCCUUGCCAUGUUCCGCAACGCCCGCGCCCGCCUCGAGGUCGAUCUCAAGUCGAUACAGGAAGCUCUUAGAUACCACGAUUCGUACGAAGUUGCAGCCGCAAUGUCCAACGCCCGAAGCAAGGUGAAGCGCUCUAGCGAGAUGAUCAAGGUCAUCCAGGAGUGCUUCAACUGCCUCGAGAUUGCUGCGCUUCAGGGUAUCCGCUGGGUCGCCCGAACCUCGGCCACCAACUGGAGCAUCGAGCAUCCGCUUUGCGGUCUAGAUCUGAUGGUCAUCCUCAGUCUCUGGCUGUAUCGUCUGGAACAUGACGAGGAGCCCGCGACCGAGGAGGAACUGGCGAUGUACAACAAGGUCCGCAACCUUUUUGACGACGACUCAUUGGAUGUCUACGACUCAAAGCUCAGCUCGGCUGUUGCUCGUAUUUGGGGUGGUAUGCUUGAUGAGGUUGUCGUUUGGGGUAUCUCUCGUCUCAUGGGAGAGUCGUUUCAAUUACAUUCACAGGCCCUCGUCGGGUACGAAGAUGACAUUGAGGCUUCAUCCAACGUUUCGACCCCCUCAAUGAUCUCUCAGGGCGCCGAGGACAACGACGACAGCAUCUACUGAUUUCCUAUUUUCCUUAUCAUUUCCUAUCAUCUAUCUCUCUGUUGGAACUAGAAGUGCUUUUCACAAAUUUCGGGUGGGGCAAUGGAGCGGGGUCUGGGUUAUUCUGGGGAUCAAACAAACGGUCCUGGGGUGUGCCUGGCUGGCUUGGAAUGGGAAAGCCCGUUGAAAUCUCUUUUUCCUUUGUCGUUCUUGCAUACAGCGGUCAUAUAUCUUGCGCGUUUUCCGGCAUUUUCCUUUUGCUUUUUUCCCUGGGGUUUUUUUGGGCUAUACAAAGGACAGGCUUUUGGGGGUGGGAAAUUAUAUGGGGGAAAUCACACUUUCUCGAAAUACGCCAACCACACCUCUUUCCGGCUAUUAAUAUCUCACACAUAUUUGGCUGGUUCCAGCUAUGUUCGUUUUUAUGCCCUACUGGUUUCUGGAUUUUGCGUUUGGGGGUGGGGGUGGGGGCUGGACACUAUAAUUAAUGGCCUCUUGUUUUUCGUCUCUCUAUUAUCUCCUCUUGGUCGAUUUUGUUGUCGAUUUUGCUUUUUCAGAUACCUUGUUCGUAUAUUAUCCUUUUCCUAACAAGCUUUUUUGCUGUGCGUUAGUUUCUGCGUUGUUACUGCGUUUGUUUGGUACCUGGCAUGGAUAGGAUGGGCUUGCUAUGCUGCGAUGCGCUGUCGGUCAGGGAUUCGAGGGGAUGUCUAGUGUAAAGAUAGUGGAUCAUUUUGUGCCUUUAGCAUUUGAUAGUUUUUGGAAUCUCAAGCAUGCGGUUUUUCCCUCUUCACACCUGACUAUAUGCAGAUGAAAAUGUGAUGUUGUGCUGUUAUGUCUUGGUUGUUUAAAAAGUUGAAAUGGGGGCGGUGAGC